Saccharomyces cerevisiae S288C is the source of this 2253-nucleotide messenger RNA. It is a transcript of the gene FAT3, whose product is annotated as Fat3p. The record is from RefSeq and is marked reviewed. Gene Ontology annotation, cellular component: mitochondrion; plasma membrane. Bases 1 to 2253 code for a protein of 750 amino acids. Lineage: Eukaryota; Fungi; Ascomycota; Saccharomycetes; Saccharomycetales; Saccharomycetaceae. The transcript has a single exon.
AUGAGGAUCGAAAAGCACCGUACCCCCCUGUCGAAGGGAAUUAUUUGGACGAUAUUGUCUGUGUGCCUUUUAUUCAUGUUCACCACACUGAUAUUGGUUAUUGUAGCCACUGCUGGCUCCACCGCCAACUACAAACCCUUAACGAAUAUAUACAUCGGUGAAGCCGAUAUCAAACACAUCAAUGUAAGCAAGGUGAUCCCGCAGAUAGGCCCUAUUUUGACAAUAUUAGGGUCCGCUUUGACGGCUCCGAACAGCUCCUUGGAUGAUAUUUUUGGCGCCAUGAAAAAUAUUGCUGAUACUCCCGCGCUGACGCCGCUAUUGACGCUUUUGUCUAAUGCUGACAACACCACAGUAACCAUCGAAUCAUUGACCGAAUUGGCUCCCUUAGCGAUCAGCGGCAAUCCUGCUUCUAGCACGAGGCAGUUGACAGAGAUUAAUGGGCUGCUGAAGUAUUCAGACAACGCAACUGAAACACUAGAUGGCCUCUCAAGGUUAGUUUCUGCUUCGCUGUCUUCCGCAAGCUCUAACUCUUCCAGUGACUCAACUACUUUGGUUCUGGACUUAUUAAAAGACUCCGAUAACCCACAGAAUUCCACAGAUGCAUUGCUAACUCUGAAUAAUCUGACAAUGUCAGAAAAGGCGCAAUUGUUACCGGUAUUCAGGCUAUUCGCUUUCUCCACGAACCAAACAGCUACAAUGACGGCUCUGGCGACCUUGAUGAACACUACUAUUUCAUCUUCUUUAGCCCAAACACUAUUAACUCAGUUACAAAACACAAUUUCAAACGGAGGUUCCCUAAAUAACACGUUUAGUACUUUGCAACCACUAGUGCCGCAGGCAAGCGCCCCCGCAUUUGAUGCAGUGGAAUUGCUGCUAAACCAGACCACCUCUACAAAUCAGACAUUGAGCACUCUAUCUGAUUUGCUGGAACAAAACCUCACUCAGUCAUCAUCUGCAAAAAAGGCGUUUGCUGCCUUAACCCAAUUGAUGGAAAAUUCGGACAACUCGACAAUGGUUGUCACUUCGGUCCAAUCUCUAGCUGCGGUGACAAAUACAACUCAAUCUACUCAACAGCUAAUUGGAUUAGAUGAUGUGAUAAGCUCCUCGAGUAACACCAACGAAACUUUGUCCAUCUUGUCCGAAUUACAAUCGGGCCUAUCCGGUAAUUCAAGCUCCGUACAGUACAUUCCAUAUCUCUUCAGUCUUUUAGGGGCAUCCACUGAUCCUAAAACAACAUUUUCAUCUUUAGUGACGCUGACUUCCUGGGCUCAAGAAAACCCUCAGACCUUCUUGCCCAUUUUAGAUAUAUUAGCGGAUGCCAAAUCCGUCCAACCGAUUUCCGCAGAAGAAUUGAACGCCAUGACGCCGAAUAUACUAGAGUAUCUGAAAAUUCCGAUUUACUAUCGCUUAUCCAUUUUCACGCUAUGCCAUGCUAACCUGGAAAACAAGAUCCUAGAUUGUAACUCCCCACAUGCUGUACAAAACUUGGAUUUUAGAUCGAUUAUUUAUGACGCAUUAGUCACAUCAGACUUCCAACCAUAUCUGAACGCCCUGAAUAUUAGCGCCAACGAUCUUUACCUAGAAGGGAAACUUUUACACAGAGAGCACCAAUAUGUGCCAGCAGUGAGGUCUGUUUUGGCUUUGAACCUCUUAGCGAUCAUCUUUUCCUUCUUUACCAUGAUUUUUAUUAUAUUACUGUACUUUAACAGAUAUAUGUUCAAACAACCAUUAUGGCUCAUUGCCCUAGCUCUACACGUUUGCGUUGGUGUAGCCACUGUAUUGGCAGCCAUUAUCAUAUCCGUUAUGAUUGCCAUUAUAAAGAGCGGUACGGCAGAUGAUAAAUAUGGUGUUGUGUUUAAAGCCGGUCCCGCCUAUACAGGGCUGAUAUGGACAGCAUUUGCGUUGUCUUUUAUCGCCACAGGAUUGAUAAUUUAUACGUGGUGGAGGAACAGACGGAGUGGUCGUUACAUGUCCGGAUCUGUGACGAAUAGGAAAGGCGAAAUUUACACGUAUGGGGAUGGUUCUGCCAUUUCUGCAGACCGUUUCGGCGACCAUAACUUGGGUGAUGAUGAUGAUGCUGAUUUCGAAAAACAGGUGAAUCGUAAUGAAAUAACCGCUAUCGACAACAGUAGUUCUGCCAAUAAUACAGAUGUCACAGGUAGUACGAGUAAUAGAACAGAGCUAAGUCACCCCGACGUGACACCAAAAGAUUCAAAUGGACCUGUUAACAAUAAUGCACAUUUGGUAGCAUAA